AUGGAGCAAGACGUUGGUUUCAUUGCUGCUGUAGAGGAAGCCAGGAAGGGCUAUGCCGAAGGCGGCGUGCCAAUUGGAGCUGCUCUUGUGGCUAAAGACGGUACUAUUCUUGGCCGUGGUCAUAACAUGCGUUUCCAGAAGGGUAGUGCUAUACUUCAUGCCGAAAUGUCUGCUCUCGAAAACGCCGGGCGUCUCCCAGCCUCGGCCUUGGAGGGUGCUACCAUGUACACUACUCUGUCGCCCUGCGAUAUGUGUACUGGUGCAUGCUUGCUCUUUAACGUGAAACGAGUCGUGAUUGGCGAGAAUAAGACCUUCGUUGGCGGAGAGGAGCAAUUGCGCAACCGCGGCGUAGACCUCACUGUGUUAGAUUCACGAGAGUGCAAGGAUUUGAUGGCUAAGUUCAUUAAGGAGAAGCCGGAGCUCUGGAACGAGGACAUCUCUGUCUAA
Penicillium taxi is the source of this 447-nucleotide messenger RNA. Its product is annotated as cytosine deaminase. Gene Ontology annotation, molecular function: diaminohydroxyphosphoribosylaminopyrimidine deaminase activity. Lineage: Eukaryota; Fungi; Ascomycota; Eurotiomycetes; Eurotiales; Aspergillaceae. The record is from RefSeq and is a predicted model, not a curated record. Bases 1 to 447 code for a protein of 148 amino acids. Gene Ontology annotation, cellular component: cytoplasm; nucleus. The transcript has 3 exons.